GGCGGCGGCGGGAGCCUUGGCCGCCGCCUCCUGCGCGCCCUUGCUGCCCCGAGCAGCCCCAGGAUUGCGAACUCGUGCCCCUGACUUAUCGGGCGGGGCUCCGCGCUCCUGCCCUCGGCCCGGAUGGGUCUCCUGGCUGGGACUUGGGGCUCCUGGAGUUAAUGUCCAACUGGAGGUCUGCGGAGACCGGAUCCGAGGUGCCGCCGCCGGACGGGACUCUAAGAUGAAGUUAUGGGAUGUCGUGGCUGUCUGCCUGGUGCUGCUCCACACCGCGUCCGCCUUCCCGCUGCCCGCCGGUAAGAGGCCUCCCGAGGCGCCCGCCGAAGACCGCUCCCUCGGCCGCCGCCGCGCGCCCUUCGCGCCGAGCAGUGACUCAAAUAUGCCAGAGGAUUAUCCUGAUCAGUUUGAUGAUGUCAUGGAUUUUAUACAAGCCACCAUUAGAAGACUGAAAAGGUCACCAGAGAAACAAAUGGCCGUGCUUCCUCGCAGAGAGCGGCACCGACAGGCUGCAGCCGCCAGCCCGGAGGGUUCCCGAGGGAAAGGCCGGCGGGGCCAGAGGGGCCGAAAUCGGGGGUGCGUCUUAACUGCCGUGCAUCUGAAUGUCACCGACUUGGGUUUGGGCUACGAAACCAAGGAGGAACUCAUUUUCAGGUACUGCAGCGGCUCAUGCGAUGCGGCCGAAACAAUGUAUGACAAAAUAUUAAAAAACUUGUCCAAAAAUAGAAGGCUGGUGAGUGACAAAGUCGGGCAGGCGUGUUGCAGACCCCUCGCCUUCGAUGACGACCUGUCCUUUUUAGAUGAUAAUCUGGUUUACCAUAUUCUGAGAAAGCAUUCCGCUAAACGCUGUGGAUGUAUCUGACUCCCGCUCCAGAGACCGCUGUGUAUUGCAUUCCUGCCACAAAGUGCAAAGAAAGGGACCAAGGUUCCCAGAAGAUGUUUGCCCGGAGUGGAAGAUAAGGACCAAGGAGGCGAGGAGGAGGAGGCAGGCAGCCGUUGUGGGAGCCUGGUAGAGGGAGAUCCAGCUACAGAAAACUGGACGGGAGAGAGAGAAAACAGCUGUCUGCAUUCUCCCAGAUGGCGGCCAGCGUCACCAGAAGCUCAGGGCCGGUGUCCCUGCUUGGGUGUUGCCAUCGUUUCAUCCGAUACGGUCCACCGUCGCCGGUCACGGGUACAGUUGCGGAUGCACUUGAAACCAAACCAGUGUAUCUCCUGUGGUUUGUUUUCACAUGUCAGGAGACACCAGGGAAAUGGUCCUCCUGGUGUCAUUCCUUGUCAUUAUGUUUUACUGCUGAAAGCAAGAAAGGUUUAUUUUUCUGUCACUCAGUGGAGACAUACACCGGCAAGGAGGAAAAAAAAAAAAGCAAAGACACACACGAGAGGUAGUAACCUUUGCUUUUGAAGGUUCAGGCCUGAGGUUUACUCCAGCCAGCGUUUUGGGGAACAGUGGGUGAUUGAUUUCAAACAUGGUGUGUGAGGUGGGAAGAGGUUGGCUAGGAACCAAAAAGGCUGUCCUCAUGACUAAAACCAAACCUGAAGGUAUUUCCUUUCUGUCCUUGGAAACAGGAAACCAGUUGUGGUUUUCGGCAGCAUUCUUGCAGGAGAGCGUUCGGGGAAGGCCCCCAGCUGCACCGGGGCGGGGAGGCCGCCGGGCUCUCGGUUUACAGAGAGACAGAUGUUACAUACACCCCAGCUCCGUUAUGCGUGGUCACCAGUGACCAGAGAAGCUACUCGAUGCAAUGCAUCUGUUUCAGAUACAGAAGUAUAGAGAAAAUAUUUAUUGAGAUUUAAGUUAUUGUUAUUUAUUACCGUUCACUAAUGAGUUUCUCUUUUUUCCCUUAUUUAUUAAAGUUUCUUUUCAAAGGUGCCAAAGUAUAUGUGCUCGCAAAAUGCAAAAGAAGGUGACAAAGGAAAUUUUAAUUGGGAACAAGGGUCCAUGCUUUUCAAAGUAUUAAAAAGUUUUUCCGCUAGGCAAAAAAUCACUUACUUUACCUUUUUUAAGAAGAGCUCUCGUGUGAUUCCCCCACAUCUCAGCGUCUUACCUGUUUUCAUAUUUUAGAGAAGAAACGUGUCAGAAGGAACAUUUCUGACCGGCCCCCUUUUCGGGAGCAGUACACAGAGACCGGGGCACUCGGCUUCAUUUCUUCACGGUCCUGUCUCCCAGCAGACAGGCCGUGUGCUCCAUUCCCUGUUGUAUUUAAGCUCUCACUCCCCUCCGCGUGUAUCUGUCUAUCAUAUGCAUAACCAUAUAUAUCAAAGGUUAA
Molecule: messenger RNA, 2261 nt
Organism: Balaenoptera ricei (Rice's whale)
Lineage: Eukaryota; Metazoa; Chordata; Mammalia; Artiodactyla; Balaenopteridae
Gene: GDNF
Product: glial cell derived neurotrophic factor
Exons: 3
Coding region: 224-859 (211 amino acids)
Biological process (GO): positive regulation of branching involved in ureteric bud morphogenesis; negative regulation of neuron apoptotic process; peripheral nervous system development
Molecular function (GO): glial cell-derived neurotrophic factor receptor binding; receptor tyrosine kinase binding; growth factor activity
Source: RefSeq, a predicted model, not a curated record